UAGUUAGGUUAAGACAUCAGUGGUCCGCAGAACGUCUGAAGCGUUUCUGAGAGGAUAGAGGAGCAUUUCGAAGAAGCAAAAAUUGUGUGUAUUUGUUGCACAACUGAGAAGAAAGAUCUUUUGUCCGCUCAAUUUUCACUCUUCGCGGAGAUCAGUUCAAUUGGUGGUUUUUCAAUUUUUUGUGAAGGAUUCUCCGGUGAAUUUGGGUGGAUUUUUCGCGCAAGAUCUAAGUGAACUGGUGUGAAUUUGUGUGUGUUAGCGACAAAUUGUCCGCAGAGGAAAUCAAUCAAUUGAGGAAAUUCCCUGAGAGACACUGAAAUUCUUGAGUGUGAAUCGGAAGUCAGUGCGUGUGCAGAUUGACCACGCUUUUGUGCAACUCCGCACGACCCUCAGCCAGCUGCGGCAAUUGGAUUUAAAUCGGUGAAAGGCAUCAGGAAAAGUCCAGGAGAGCGAGAUGGCGGAAACGGAGGAAACAUAUGAGACGGAAGUGCGCCGAACGGUGGUGCGCAAGAGCUUCAAAAUACAGGAAACUUCUUCAACAACGAAAACAACAACUAUGACAACACCUGCGAAGCUGUAUGGCAAAGAUCUGAGUGAAUACGAUGAGGUGGAUGUGGAUGAACUCUUGGCGCAAUUGUCGCCAGAGGAGAUAAAAAUAUUGGCAAAGGAAGUCGAUCCGGAUGACAAUUUUCUGCCGCCGAACCAGAGGUGCAAUUAUGAGUGCGAGAAAGAGCCAACGGGGCCGCUGAAUCGCAAGAAGCUCAUCGAGCACAUCAACAAACAGGCCCUGGAGACGCCGGAUGUGCCCGAAUUGGAGCCCUAUGUCAAGGGGACAGUUCGUGGCAAGAAGUGGAUGCCGCCCCCGCCGGAGGAGAAGGUGCGAGAGGCUGAGGAGCAGAUUGCCAUUGAUUUGGGUGAUGAGUACGAACAUGCUCUCAAUGAUGCCACUCAGGAGGAAAUAAUCGAUUUGGCUGCUAUUUUGGGUUUCCAUUCGAUGAUGAAUCAGGAUCAGUACCACGCGUCGUUGCUGAACAAGGGUCAGCCAAUCGGCUUGGGCUGGGAUGGCAUCACAAAGGCCAGUGCACAGAAGCUGUUCCCGAAUGAGCCGCCAAAUGACACAGACAUCGACGAGUCCAUCAAGCGUGUCAAGGAUGACGACCACAAGCUUAUCGAACUCAAUCUCAACAACAUUAAGACUAUUUCUGAUGAUAAAUUUGAGAAAUUGUUCAACGCUCUGACGGAGAAUGAACACUUGGAGGUUCUCUCGCUAACCAAUGUCGGAUUGACAGACAAGACUGCCCUUCUCCUGGCUGAGGCCAUUGAAAAGAAUAAAACACUUCGUGUUCUCAACGUCGAGACAAACUUCAUAAACCCUCCCGUAAUUGUAAAAUUAGUUAAAUCACUGCUGAAUGCAAAGAGUAUUGAGGAGUUCAGAGCUUGCAAUCAGAGGUCACAAGUGCUCGGGAAUAAAAUCGAAAUGGAGAUAACUGAGCUGGUGGAGAAGAACUCUUCACUGUUGCGAUUAGGUCUUCAUUUGGAAUUCAAUGACGCCCGACAUCGCAUUGCGGCGCACCUCCAGCGAAACAUUGAUAGGAGUGAUGGGGUAGCGGCUAAUGAAAUCGUGGAUACCACUAAUCAUAAGAAAUCACCAUCACCAUCAUUUACUACGACUCCAUAAUCAGGGUUCAUCAAUCAGGCCAUCAAAAUCAUCGCAAUAAUUGUAAUCUCUCCAUAUCAAAUUGCGACUCACACAAUCAAAAAAAUCGCACGAAAAAUAUGGGUCAAAUCGUAGAAAAAAAACACACAAAAUAAUAAGAGAAUAUUUGUGACCCACGCGCGUUAUGGAUCUUUGAAGGUAAAACCGACCCCAAAUGUGGAUAAUUCCCUGGCGUAUCGACCGAUAUAUAAUAUCAACCAAGCUGAACAGCAUUCAUCUCCGCACUAACAAGACUCUUCAUGUUGGAUUAGUGUAUUUUCUUUUGGGAGUUUCUUAGUUACUCGUCAAUGUUGUUUCUUCGUGUUGAACGUAUAAUUUCUUGGGACAGUGUUUGUUCUUUACACGUUUAGAUGUUUAUGUCUCCAAGAUGAAAAAAUUGACGCAUUAAGUUAUAUUGUUGAUUGCCGUUUCCGGCUGUUGGCAUUAAGACAGAGUUCAUCUUUAAGAAAGAAAACCUUGCACAGCUCAUGCCAAUUAAGUGUGAAAUCAGGAGCGAGAUUAUUUAGUUUUUUUUUUUCUUUUCUUGAAUGGCAAAUUCUACAAAUUUUAUUCACACAAUUAUAAUAAUGCCUUACUUAAAGCCCUCUCGUGAAUUUUAUAUAGUUGGAUUUCUCAUUAUUUUCAUGUGUGUUGAUUUCUUUCUCAGAGAGAGACAGAGAAAAUGUGUUUUCCUGUGCCAAAAGACACUUUUGUCGGAAAUUUCUCAAGUCAAUUAAUUUAAUGAUAUGCCACACUUGUCUCCUUGUUGCAAAAGUUGGCUUCUUCACCCCGUCGUGUGUGUGUUUAUUUCCUCAACCUAGAGAAAGAGAGAAAGUAUUUUUAAAUGAAUGCACUUAAGCCACACAUUAAGACUAUUCCGCAAAGCCCUUUUGUCCACCGAUUUCCAUUCCCUUUUUACACUGUGAAAUUUAUCUAUUUUAUUGUGAGCACGCAAAGUAAUAUUCCAAGGGGCAGAUAUUAUGGUCAGAAAUGGUGUACAACUUUCUGAGGAAGUGUUAGGAAUUGGAAGUGUUAAAAUAUCCCUUGCAAAAGCUUCUGUUUCAACAAAUUGAUGCAUUUUCAAUAUGAUUUUGCUGAAAAAAUCAAUUUUAUCGCUUUUCUAGGUUAUGUUACUGAUUUAAAAUCAAUAUCAAACCCUCAAAAUGAUCAAAUUUGCAUUCAAUCUUAGAAUAUUUCUCUUUUUCUUAGCAAAAUUGAGCAUUUUUGUUUAAGAAGAUACAUUAAAGUCAAUCAUAACCUCAAACAAUGUCAUUUCAGUCUAGAAAUUUUCACGAUUCGUGCUUUAAACUGGCAAAUUUACCUUAAUUAUCUAGUAGAAUCAAUUUGAUAUUCGCUAUAUUUACUCAUUUUCAGAUUUAAAAAGAUUAAAAUUAGAUGAAAAAUGAUUUUUAAACUAGAUUUAUAACCUCACAAUUUGAUCAAAACUUUUCUAAGCAUUUUCCAACCUGAAUUAGAUUGUGAUAAGUUAGUAUUGAAUCGAAAAAGCGAUGGAAAAUGCCUCUCAAGACGUUCAGAAGUGUCUUCAGAGGAAAUGCGGAAGUGUCAGGAAGUUGUGUACAGAUUUAGGGCACAUUAUCUCCCCCUUGGCAUAUAUUCAACGACCAUGUCAUUAUAAUAUAUCGUUUCAGUGUUCAUUUUGAUAUUUUUCGACUUUAUUUUCGAGUUCAAUAAAACAAACCAAUAAUU
Phlebotomus argentipes is the source of this 3403-nucleotide messenger RNA. It is a transcript of the gene tmod, whose product is annotated as tropomodulin. The record is from RefSeq and is a predicted model, not a curated record. NCBI's taxonomy places the organism in Eukaryota, Metazoa, Arthropoda, Insecta, Diptera, Psychodidae. Gene Ontology annotation, cellular component: myofibril. Gene Ontology annotation, biological process: pointed-end actin filament capping; myofibril assembly. Bases 455 to 1678 code for a protein of 407 amino acids. The transcript is spliced from 8 exons. Gene Ontology annotation, molecular function: tropomyosin binding.